CAAAAGUUGAGAGUUGAGACUUCGCUUUCACUUUUCACGAAUAGCCGUCACCACCCCCGUACCUACUCACCCGACACGAAUGCAGAGUCUCCCUUCUCUGUAAUUUCCGCCGAUCGAUCCUUCGAGGAAUUCGCAGGAGCUUUGAGAUCGUUGAAGCUCUUUUCCAAGGACUAGGGUUCCGGCCGGAGAAAAGGAGGUGUCUUUUUUUUUGACUAAUUGCGUCUUCAUCCUUUUUUUUUUUUUUUUUUUUCUUUUUCUUUUUGUGGAUUUGAUGGCUUCGGAGGAUGUGAAGACGAGUGAAUCAGCGGUUUCGACGAUUGUUAAUUUGGCCGCCGAGGAAGCCAAACUCGCCAGACAGGGCGUCAAGGCCCCUAGCUAUGCCGUUUUAACCAUCUGCAAGUCUCUUGUGGCUGGAGGUGUCGCUGGUGGAGUGUCCCGAACUGCGGUUGCCCCAUUGGAACGAUUAAAAAUAUUAUUGCAAGUCCAGAAUCCUCAUAAUAUAAAGUACAAUGGAACAAUUCAAGGCUUGAAGUAUAUUUGGAGAACUGAAGGUUUACGUGGACUAUUCAAAGGCAAUGGCACUAAUUGUGCUCGCAUUGUUCCAAAUUCAGCGGUCAAGUUCUUCAGCUAUGAGCAAGCUUCCAAGGGAAUAUUGUAUCUGUAUCGACAGCAGACUGGCAAUGAAGAUGCUCAACUUACCCCAGUUUUACGCCUUGGAGCUGGAGCAUGUGCUGGGAUAAUUGCCAUGUCUGCAACAUACCCAAUGGACAUGGUACGGGGGAGGCUCACUGUACAGACAGAGAAAUCUCCUUAUCAGUACAGAGGAAUGUUCCAUGCUCUGUCAACCGUGCUGAGGGAAGAAGGUCCACGGGCAUUGUACAAGGGCUGGGUUCCAUCUGUCAUCGGAGUUAUACCAUAUGUGGGUCUCAACUUUGCUGUUUAUGAAUCUCUAAAAGAUUGGUUAAUUAAAACUAAACCAUUUGGACUUGUUGAAGAUAAUGAGUUGGGCGUGACAACAAGGCUGGCUUGUGGGGCUGCUGCCGGAACAGUUGGUCAAACUGUCGCUUACCCUCUUGAUGUCAUUCGCCGAAGAAUGCAGAUGGUAGGAUGGAGUAAUGCUGCCUCAGUUGUGACUGGUGAUGGGAUGAGUAAGGCUCCUCUUGAGUAUAGUGGCAUGAUUGAUGCAUUCAGGAAAACUGUUCGGUAUGAGGGAUUUGGAGCAUUGUACAAGGGUUUGGUCCCCAACUCUGUGAAGGUUGUGCCAUCAAUAGCAAUUGCAUUUGUGACAUACGAGAUGGUGAAGGACAUCUUAGGAGUUGAAAUUAAAAUAUCAGAUUGAAGCAGUGGGAGCUCAUCUUCAUUUGAAUUUGUUGGACAACAAGUGUGCUAUUUUUGUAGCCAAGUGGACUGAGAAAAGGUAGCAUAGUGGUGUUUUUUCUUUCUUCCCAUUUUGUCCUUCCAAGGAUGAGUUUAGGAACAUGUUUGAAUUUGUGUCAAUAAAUAUUCCCUAUGUUUACUAGUGAAAACACAGCAGCUUUUAUCCUCAUUCAUGAGCUCUGUCAAAUAAGUAUGAGAAAACAAUGCAAGAAACAAUUUGCCAUCCCCCUACGUAAAAAUAGAGAAAAGUUCCCUUCUUACUCUGCAAUAUUUAUUUGGAUCUCUUUUAUUACUCUUAUUUUCCCAAUUAACCUUUUUGUAUGCC
Rubroshorea leprosula is the source of this 1702-nucleotide messenger RNA. The record is from the annotation of a GenBank genome assembly. NCBI's taxonomy places the organism in Eukaryota, Viridiplantae, Streptophyta, Magnoliopsida, Malvales, Dipterocarpaceae.